This is a messenger RNA of Nicotiana attenuata, 489 nucleotides long. Its product is annotated as BURP domain-containing protein 5-like. The transcript has a single exon. The coding region runs from base 1 to 489 and encodes 162 amino acids. The record is from RefSeq and is a predicted model, not a curated record. NCBI's taxonomy places the organism in Eukaryota, Viridiplantae, Streptophyta, Magnoliopsida, Solanales, Solanaceae.
AUGAUCGAGAAAAUAGUCAAAUUAUGUGAGGAACCAGCGGGUACCCGAGAGACAAGAUAUUGUGCCACUUCUUUGGAAUCAAUGGUUGAUUUCAUCUCAUCUCACCUGGGAACAAACAACAUUUUAGCAAUGUCAACCGAGGUAGAAAAGGAAACUCCAGAGGCGCAAACAUAUAUCAUCGAAGAAGUGAAAGAGAAAACAAAUGGCAAAGGAAUUGUAUGUCACAAAGCGGCUUACCCAUAUGCGGUACAUGUCUGCCAUGAUUUUGGAAACAGCAGGACCUUUAAGGUGUCAAUGGUGGGUGCUGAUGGUACAAAAGUUAAUGCAGUAUCAAUCUGCCAUGAGAAUACUGCAGCCAUGAACCCUAAGGCAUUGCCUUUUCAAUUGCUCAACAUUAAGCCCGGCGGUAAGCCGUUUUGCCAUUUCAUUUUGGACGAUCAGGUUGCCGUCGUUCCUGCUCAAGACGCAACUCAAGUGGCUGAAAACUGA